CAAAUAAGAAAUCAUUACAUAACCAAACGUUCAACGUAAAGGUUCUGUGCUCAUAAAGAAACUCUCUUUAGUAAAUCCUUGUAGGAAAAUGUGUAAAUUUACCAAUCGUUUAUUUGUAUUCGCUUUAUGUUGUUUGCUGGGCCUGCAAAUGGUUUGUGUCUGGGCUAAACCCUUACACAGCUCUUCACGUGAUGAUGCUGAAGAUUUAGGCGCUUUAAUAGCUUUAUCGACCCUAAUGAAUUCACAAGAUGUCCACUACGAUCAAAGACAAAAGGGUGAUGAAAAUUAUCGAAUUAAAUUGGAUGGUUUCUUUAUUGGUUUGCCUCAAGGAGAUAGUUCUACCUUACUGCUGCUUACCGAUGAUUUAUUUGAGAGUAUAGAUGAUGAUUAUCUUUCAGCUUUGGGUAAAAAUAAACCUGCUGCUAACGGAGCACCAACAUCUUCAGCCCCCUCAUCUGCAACAGCAGAUAGUUCUCCUGCAGCAUCCGAAAAUAAUUUUAAUCAUUCUUCCAACAAUGCUUUAAACCCCUCCAAUAAUUCACCGGAAAUUACUGCUCCCAAAAAAUAUCUUGAAGCUAGACAUGGUUUGAAUUCGGGCUCUAGAACUAAAUCUUAUAUAGCACAAUUUUUAAAACUACUUAAAAGAGGACGCAAACAUUAAGUUAAGAAUUGAAGUUUUAUAAUUUGGAUUUAAUUUUUUUUUAACCACCAGAUUUUUUUUUAAUAAAUUUAAUAGAUUUUAUAUAUAUAGAAAUUCGGAGUAAUAAAGACUGUUAGUUUAAGACUUAAACUUUAUGUUAUAAAACAACAAUGUUUUAAGAGCAAAAUUAAAAAUGUAUUAAGUUAGAAAUAAAGAUUUAUGAAAUAAAUAAUAUAUUAUUAAAAAUUAAA
Lucilia cuprina (Australian sheep blowfly) is the source of this 891-nucleotide messenger RNA. RefSeq lists its product as uncharacterized. Bases 89 to 661 code for a protein of 190 amino acids. The transcript has 2 exons. The record is from RefSeq and is a predicted model, not a curated record. Lineage: Eukaryota; Metazoa; Arthropoda; Insecta; Diptera; Calliphoridae.